Messenger RNA from Lemur catta (Ring-tailed lemur), 818 nucleotides. RefSeq names its product RNA polymerase I subunit H (gene POLR1H). The transcript has 5 exons. Gene Ontology annotation, biological process: termination of RNA polymerase I transcription; DNA-templated transcription. Gene Ontology annotation, cellular component: RNA polymerase I complex. Lineage: Eukaryota; Metazoa; Chordata; Mammalia; Primates; Lemuridae. The coding region runs from base 143 to 598 and encodes 151 amino acids. Gene Ontology annotation, molecular function: zinc ion binding; DNA-directed RNA polymerase activity; nucleic acid binding. The record is from RefSeq and is a predicted model, not a curated record.
CCUGCGCAGAGGCGGCGCUCUAGCCCGCGGAGUUGGCUCGCCUCGCUCGCCGGCCCCCGGCUUCCCAGUCGGUUAGGACGCGGGCUGGGAAUUCCGGACGUUUCGGCUUCUUGGUCGCAGAGGCAGGCGGCCUCUCUGCAGCAUGUCGGUCAUGGACCCCGCCGGCACCUGCUCCCGCUUUCAGUCGGACUUGGAUUUCUGUCCGGAUUGCGGCUCGGUCCUGCCUCUACCCGGGGCUCAGGAUGCGGUCACCUGUGCUCGCUGCGGCUUCUCCAUCAGCGUUCGGGGUGAGGGGCUCGUACGCAGCGGUCGUGGCGGAGGGCCCAGGCUCGGAGGCUGGGGGGCCGCAAGACUUCGAGGGCAAGACUGUGAAGACUUCAGCUGUGUUCCGCAAGCUGGGGACCGCCAUGCCUGUGUCGGUGGAGGAAGGGCCCGAGUUCCAGGGACCUGUGCUUCUCCCCAGGUUGACAGGCGCUGCUCCCGAUGUGGUCGUGAGGGAAUGGCGUACCACACCAGGCAGAUGCGUUCAGCCGAUGAGGGGCAGACCGUCUUCUACACCUGUACCAGCUGCAAGUUCCAGGAGAAGGAAGAUUCUUGAUGUUUUUCCUGGGCAACUCCACAGUCCGUCCCUCCUCUUCCUUGGAAGGUGAAGGAUACUGAGUUCCUGGACAAGGGAUGCCUUAUGCAUCCCUUCUAGUUGCAAUGUUUUGCUCCCAGAGAAGAAUCAAAUCAUCAUAUGGGGAUUACCACUGUCCCUGGAGUAAGAUACUCCUAGUUGAGUUUCCUUAUUAAAGUUGUAUUUUUCUAUAAGACCCUGA